CACAUCGUUCAAUGUUCAUCUUCCAUUACUGUGAGAAUUAAAAUUGGGAACUAUAUAUCCUAGUUGAAUUCUUGUGAAAUUAGAGGAGAUUUCUUUCAAAAAAGUGGAAGAAUCGAUCAAAAAAGGGUCUAAAUUUGAUUUAAUUCAUUGUUAGAGGAGAGAGAAUUGGGGAUGUCGAGAAACGCAGUGAAGAAAGCAUCCUUAGUCGGUGAAAUGGGCUUCAUCAAAGGCGGCGGUAAGGUCAAUUGGUUCCCCGGCCACAUGGCUAGUGCCACUAGGGCAAUCCGCGACCGCCUCAAACUCUCCGAUUUUGUCAUCGAAGUCCGCGACGCCCGUAUACCAUUGUCAUCUAAAAACGAUGAGCUGCAGCCUUUGCUGGCGGGUAAGAAGCGCGUUGUUGCUCUCAAUAAGAAAGAUUUGGCCAACCCCAACAUCAUGCAUAAAUGGGCUCGGUACUUUGAUUCAAUCAAACAAGACUGUUUAGCGAUAAAUGCACACAGCAGAAGUUCUGUUCAAAAGCUUCUAGAUCUCGUUGAGUACAAAAUGAAGGAGGCUAUCUGUAAGGAGCCGACCCUCCUUGUUCUGGUGGUCGGAGUUCCCAAUGUUGGAAAGUCUGCAUUGAUCAAUUCCAUCCAUCAAAUAGCAUCAUCUCGGUUUCCAGUGCAGGAGAAAAGAAAGCGAGCUACAGUUGGACCCUUGCCCGGAGUCACUCAAGAUAUUGCUGGAUUCAAGAUUGCGCAUCAACCUAGCAUAUAUGUUCUUGAUACACCAGGAGUGUUGAUUCCAAGUAUCCCAGAUAUAGAAACGGGGUUAAAGCUAGCUGCAGCAGGUUCAGUGAAGGACUCUGUAGUUGGUGAGGAGCGGAUAGCUCAAUACUUGCUAGCAGUGUUGAACAGCCGGGGCACUCCUCUUCAUUGGAGGCGAUUCAUGGAUGCAGGAACUGACAGGCAUCUCGAAAGUGAGGAUAAACCUGAUUACAGCCUUGAAAAUCUUUUUCCAAAGCGGAAAAGACCUCCUAGUAUUAAUUCUGAUGUUGUCUACAUUGAGGAUGUUGUGACACGCGUUCAAGGGGCGCUGUGCAGGACUCUAAUGGAAUUCAAUGGAAGCUUGGAGGAUGAGGGCGAGUUUGGAGAUCUUAUAGACCAACAGUUUGAAGCGCUGAAAAAGGCUCUGAAGAUACCCAAUAAAACCUCAGAGGCUCGAACAAUGGCGUCGAAGAAAUUCCUCACACUGUUCAGAAUGGGCAAGCUUGGGCCCUUCAUCCUUGAUGAUGUCCCUGAUCAAUGAAUCCACACCCGGUACGUGCUAAUUUCUCGACUUUUCCUCUCCCCAGUAUGGAUACAUGUAGGGUAAGUAGUGUAGUUCCCCGGCCGUAGCUUCUUGAUGCUAUCUUGGGAGUGAGGUCAGUUUUUCACCUCCUCGCUUCAGCAAGUUUUGAUGAUUUAUCUAUUACAGUAUUUCUUUGUUUCGGAUAAUGGUGUUGAUUAAUGAAGAUUAUUUAGCAUUUUCACC
Molecule: messenger RNA, 1512 nt
Organism: Salvia splendens (bonfire salvia)
Lineage: Eukaryota; Viridiplantae; Streptophyta; Magnoliopsida; Lamiales; Lamiaceae
Product: short integuments 2, mitochondrial
Exons: 8
Coding region: 172-1287 (371 amino acids)
Biological process (GO): mitochondrial translation
Cellular component (GO): mitochondrion
Molecular function (GO): GTPase activity; GTP binding
Source: RefSeq, a predicted model, not a curated record